CCGCCAUUCGAAGUUUGGUACCCGGAGUGCGUGGAACCCAUCGCGAUAUUGGUACCCAAGUCCACUUUGGUCGCGUUCACCUGUUGGUACCUCCAUACCAGAUCGAUCGAUUUUGUGACAGCUGUGAUAACAACAGUGAAAGGACCAUUGAUGGUUGGUGGUUUGUGUUUGGUUCUGGAUUUAUGGUUCUCUGAUUGGCGUCCCCAAGGAUACGAAUGCGCACUGAAGUGUGUACCCAAAACCCAGAACAAUGCCAUAACUCAUCGAUAAUCGAUAAGAUAAACCAGUGCCAUAAAAAUAUGCCCCAAGACUAACAUGGCCUUGAAACUACGGAAAGACAUAAAAAAAUCCCUGUACUAUGUUUGGUUCCUUGGUGCGAAGGAGUCCAAAGGACUACGGGGUUCCGAAUAUAUUAUACCUGUGAUAAAACACUUGGAGCAGAGGGAGAAGGAGGUAGAACCCUUUAAGGUCACCCUCCAAGUAUCCCAUAAAGGGUUGAAGAUCAUACAGAACAUAGUGGCUCAAGGAAAGAGUAAACCCAAGAAUGAAACGAUCAAGCACUUCAUUCCACACAAUACGAUCACUUGUGUUUAUCAGCAUGAAGAUAUAAUUGCUUGUAUUCUUCUUCUCUUCAAUCCUGUCACCAAAUGCCCAUUGCACAUACAUGCCUACAGAUGUGAUAGUGUGGAGACCGCUGGUUUGCUCAGGCAGCAACUGCAGGUCCUCAUAGAGAGCCCAGAAAAUCAGAAGAAAUUCGCAGAGAUCGAGAGCAGGUUGAAUCUAACCAACAAAGAAGUUAAAAAAUUGGAAUCUUCGUUGGGUAGUGACACUGGAACCAGUACCAGAGAAAGUGAAUCCAGUGAAGAAAGAUACCACGUGGACAACAACCGAAUAGCCACCCUGUAUGAUUCAGUUGCUGCUGAACUCAGGGCUAAACUCAACAAAAAAAACGAACCCAUCCUGCUUCCCCCAAGGGAUUACGACACUGUCCAUAGGCAAAAAGGCAAUCUUACAGGCAUUGAGUUGAGGAGAUGCCUCAAUGCCAGCAUUGUCGGGCAAAAUGUCAAGGCUAAACGGAUAGAGAGUAGUGGGGGUAGUUCAGGCAUUGGUUCAGAUCAUCCACCAAGUCCAGAUAGUCCGAACAUCCCUGAUUCCAGGUUUAAUACUCUGGAUAACCACAGCACAAGCGACGAGGAAUGGAGCAACAACAACAAUGACUCCGCCCUCUACCUUAUGAACUCCUCAACGCCAAACGUAACAUUACCAAGACCCUCCAGAAACGCAGAGAUCCCGGACGAAAUCUACGACGACUACCGUACAGAACCCAACUUCACCAGGUACCAGGAUCCUCCGAAGACGGACCCUAGGACCCGGAGGGACAAAUACCACCCGGAAGACGUCAGGACCCAGGAGAAGGACAUAGCGAAGUACCUGGAAAAACCGAUAGCCAAAUACACCGACAACAAGUACCUGGAGAGGCAGAAAUCUUUGGAGAGGGAGAAGCAUAAGAGCGUCGAGUACCAGAAGAGCGUGGAAAGGUCUGAGAGGUGCUCAGAUCGUCAGGUGUUCACCAACGGGCAUAAAUCCUUGGAGAAACAGAACUCGAGAGCCAGAAGCUACGAGUUCGGUUCGUCGGAGAACUAUUAUCAGGAGGAAACGGAUAGGAAUGGUAAAUAUCCUGGAGGUGGCUACUUCGAUGAGGAAAUCAGGAGGGGAGAGAGGGAUAAAGCUAGUAAAUACUACGACGAUGAUGGUUUCGAUGAGAAUAUAAGGUACAGGAAUUCAUCUUACCUUGACAAAUCAAGGUUUUCGAGCUAUGAAUCGGAGGAAUACCAUAGAGAUCAAAGGGUCUACCCUAAUCCCCCUGUUCCAAAGACAAGGCAAAGAUUCAACGACGACUACCCGGAGAAGAAAUUCAACAGGUCCCAAUUCAUCGAGGACUAUCAGGCGGAGCCAGAGGUUAGGGCGAGGAUCAGGAAAGAGAUCGAGGAUUACAGGAAAGAGCCAGAGAUGAGACCCAGAACCAAGAAAAACGUCGAAGAGUACCACAGGGACCCUGAGGCCAGGGUGAUGAGCAGAGAUUCCACAGAUUCAUACAGCAGGGAAUCACUACCAAGAGGAACUGGCAGAAAUUCGAAUAGUUACGACGCUGAGGUGGAACUGAGGAGCAAACAGAAACAAUCUCAAGAGGACCACCAGAAAGCUCGAAGGUAUUUUGGCGAAGAGGAAAGAUCCAGAACGAAAAUUACGAAUGAGCAAGAACGCCACGCUUAUCCAAGAGCAGAUAAGGAUGAGAAGUCUUACAAACCUACUGAAUAUUUCGAAGAACCAAGUAAAAAUCGAAGAAGUGCGCAGUUUAGGCAAAGGAGUCCUUCCCCGGAGGUAAUCAAGGUUUCUCCCCAAGAUAGGUUCAGAGAUGCUAAGGAGAAAUUCUUGUCGAUGGAGAGAGAAAGGUUGGCGAAUCAGAGACGAGGGCAAAGAGAGGAAACCACCAAUCCUAAUAAUAAGAUGUCACAGUUGAAGCGACACGAGAGCAUGAUGACGCCCAUGAAAGACAGAUACGAUGACAGCUACUACGAUGAGAUCGGCGAUGGCGCACCGAAGCCCUCUCCAAGACACUUAGAAGAAGUGAGGUACCGUAGAGAAUCACCCGUGGACCGUUACAGGAACACCGAUAAAAUGGACCCGAAGAGAAGAUCCAUGUUCAACUUGAUCGAGGAUGAGCACAGAAAAAACUCCAACGAAAUCGCGCGAGAGAUAAAACGCAGAUCGUACCUAGAGUCGUUGAACUACGAGGAGGAGAGGACCUACCACGAACUGCCGGAAAGUGACAGAUAUCCGUCGGAGAGGGACGGCUACAGCAAAUCCUACCACGAUCUUGACAAGGUGGGAGAGACCAAGUACGAUCCGAAAUUCACCAAGAACCAGAAGAAUAAGAGCGGCGCUGGUUAUAGGCACAGCUACGCCGAGCCCAAAUUGAGGAUGGAGAAGAAGAAUGGGUUCUCUGAAAUACUGCACAGGACGAACAGCACGGUUGGCAGCAAUGGGAGGGUUGGAAUUGCGAGCAUCCAUCCCUACUGAGUGGGAAAUUGACACAAGUGUCGUCGAUGUAUUUACCUUAAUUUCUUUUUGACUUCAGUACAUGAUCCAGGGGUUUUCUGUAAUUAUUUGUGUAUUAUGGGGUAUUUUUAUGUAGAAUUGGUAACCUUUCAGCUCAAUUGUAUCACAGUUCUAUGACAAAAAAAAUUGGAAGGUCGUAAUACUUAAACUUGCUCAAUAUAUACAUUUCAUAGGUUUUUGUUGCUAACAACUCAAACAUCAAACAUCUCUUAAUAUUUUUAACAAGAACGGAACUAGACCUCCUUUUUUCGAAUAUAUAAAAUGUAUAGAAUAUAUGAUAUUUAGCCUAUACAAUUUAUAUUAUUAACACUUGUAAUAUUUCUAUUUUAAUCAUGCAUAAGUAUAUAAAAUAGUCUCAUCUUCGAGCCAUUGUAAACAUAAAGACAAAAUAAUUAUAACUGCUGAGGAUCCAUUCCUCCGAAAAAUAUAUUUACUCAAAUUUAUUCUGUAUAUAAUACUUUUAUGAAUAUGACAAAAAUAUAGAUUUAUUUAUUUUUUUAUGUGCCUUCGUAUUUUAUAACUGUGAGAUUUAGAGAUUUUAUAAAUUAUAAUUAUCGAAUCAACAGAAUAUACUCAGUUUAUUGACUUGUAGUUGAUGUUGGUAUUUCCGUUAGUAUUAUUACGAAAUUUUUUUUUAUGGUUGAGUCAUUUAAUAUUAUGAUGAUUAAUUUUGUUGAUGCUUUGAAUAAUAAACAAUUUUAUGUAUUUGGAA
Coccinella septempunctata (seven-spotted ladybird) is the source of this 3832-nucleotide messenger RNA. RefSeq lists its product as uncharacterized. Lineage: Eukaryota; Metazoa; Arthropoda; Insecta; Coleoptera; Coccinellidae. The transcript has 7 exons. Bases 316 to 3081 code for a protein of 921 amino acids. The record is from RefSeq and is a predicted model, not a curated record.